Molecule: messenger RNA, 892 nt
Organism: Uloborus diversus
Lineage: Eukaryota; Metazoa; Arthropoda; Arachnida; Araneae; Uloboridae
Exons: 7
Coding region: 253-819 (188 amino acids)
Source: RefSeq, a predicted model, not a curated record
UUGCAGCUGGAACGAGAUAACAUCAAUUCACAAGUUACAAAGCUCAAGCAACAAUUGCAGAAGGAUACUAGAUUAUUCCGCGAUGAGGAAACGAAACUGAAAACCCGUUUGACCUUAUUGGAACAGGAAAAUAAUAGGCUGGAGCAGGAAUUGCAUGAUAUUUCUGAAAAAUGCCUGGAAGCUGAAAAGCUAAAUGAAGUUUUACAGAAAGAAUUACAGAUUGUUCCUGAUCUAAAUCAAAAGCUUGCAGACAUGGAAUCCCAACUUACUGAACUUCAAGAACAACAGCAUCAGUCUUUACUGCAAGAGUUAGAAUCUCAUAAGAAAACAAAUCAAGAGUUACUCGAUAAAAUUGAUGAAUUAACCUUGGAGAUGGAAAAUAUUCAUCAGAACUCGUUAGUCGAAUCUUCAGCAAGUCCUGGGGUUAGAAGAACACAUUCUUGGUUGUCUGAUUAUAAAAAGGAGUCUUCUACUGCUGGCAAUAAGCGACGUGGCAGUGGUUCCUCAUCAGAUGAUAUGUCAGAUGAUGAAAGCCCAACCAUUGGAAAGCUAAGGAAGACAUUCUUUUCAGAAGGAAAAUUAACUCCAGAAUUGGAUUUUGAAGAAGCCUGUAACAAAAAGUCUUCACGGAAGGGAAACCAGCCUAGUUCAUUGGAAAUAUUAGUUAAAGAUAUGAUGAUCAACCAAUCUUGUUUAAUGAAAAAGCUUCAAGUUUCAGAAGAAAAGCAAUUGAUGUUUGAAAGAUUAUAUAAACGUUCUGAGAACAAAAAUAAAAUGCUAAAUAGUCUUAUACGUGAUAUGUCAACUGCCAUGGCUUAGUAUUUUGUACUUUCCUUCAGGGCAUUAUUUUUAACUUAAAAACAUUCCAAUGGUUUGAGUCCCCCCUUGUUCA